UGCCGUGUGCAAAACUCUCAAGAUUUGCCAAGAAUGCGCUGGGAAUAGGCGCUGCAACCUCCCCGUCCUCCGUGGUUUUUUUUUUAUUCGUCAUCGUCUUGGCGUUCACAAGGAGGACUAUUUGCUCGGGAAGAGAUCCAAGUCGGCGGAUAUCUAUUUUGGUAGUUGUUCAGCGCAGGAGAGAAAAGACUCGAAGCACAAUGCCACAGUGGGGCGGCGGUGAAUCAUGCCCUGCAUGCGACAAGAGCGUGUACAAGGCUGAAGAGGCGCCGACAACGGUCAAGGGACGAAAGUUUCAUAAGCUCUGCUUUAAAUGCGCGACAUGCAACAAGAUGUUGGAUUCCACUACGGUGGCCGAGCAUGAACUCGCGCUGUACUGCAGGAACUGCUACGGGAAACACUACGGGCCCAAGGGAGUUGGCUUCGGUGCAGGGGCGGGCACCCUCGGCAUGGACAGCGGGGAGAGAUUCGCCAAGAAGUUAAUCACACAGGCGUGCAAAAAGAUGCUGGAUUCCACCACCGUGGCCGCUCACGACAUCAAGCUGUUCUGCAAAAACUGCUACGGCAAAUUUUUCGGGCCGAAGGGCGUUGGCUUCGGUGGAGGGGCGGGCUCCCUUAGCAUGGACAGUGGGGAGCGAUUCGGCGGCCCACGGAAUGAGAAGAAGGUGUUUUGAUUUCUCAAUCUUACCACCUUGUGAGGCCACACUUAAAUGUAGUCAGAUUGACUGGCAAGCAAACUUGUAUCUCAGUAAAUCCUAAUUAGUGUAGACUACAACUGGAAAUCAAUCCGAAGUUUAAAUCAGAAUUUUGGCGAUUGCCAGGUAAAUAUAGAAACCCAGAAUACCACUCACAAAAAAACCAAAUAAGCAAAACCAGUCGGUUUUUUACUAUGCUGUUUUAGGAGUGAAUAUCUGGCUUUUCAAUUGCACAUCGCAAGCUAUCUGAAAUAUACUUAGUGCGCAAAAUAGGUUUCAAAAAUGACAUUAUAAGUUUGCCUUUUUCGCUUUCAUGCAUGACAAGCUAUUCAAGUAAGAGUUUAUAAAACUUUGUAUUCUAGAAGCUGAGCGUAGAGUUAAAAUUCUAGCCGACGUUUUCAAAACAGCCGCCGAGAAUGACCUUUUCGACCUUUUCAUAACAGCGUUUUUUUUCGAGACACAAUCAGGAUUAGUUGAAAACACAACAACCACCUCUAAAAUGCGCUUUUAUGCAUGAUAAGCUAUUCAAGUGCGAAUUUAUAAAGCUUUGAAUCCUAGUCUAGACGACGUUUGCAAAACACCAACCGAAAAUGAACAUUGCAACCUUUUUAUAACAUUUGUUUUUGUCGAAACGCAAUCAGGAUUAGUUUUAAAAAAAAUAUUAAAACAAUAUCCGAAAAGCAGGUUACGGUUCAGUCGGAAAAGAAAUGCUAAAGUGGACGGAAAAUAGCAGAUUUUUUUUUUAACUGUUUGGGUGAAUGUAAGGGGACAAAUCUAAUUUGAGCAUGUUGAUCAAUUUCUCUCUUUUCGAUUUUUUUUUUUUAAUAAGUCGAGUUUAAUAUUAUUAUACGCUUUACAAGAGUAAUUGUCUAUUAUUAAAAAAAAAAAGCAGUUCGUCCAUUCACCUCUUAACGCAUUCAGUUAAACAUUCAUUGUGCAUGUUAUUUGAUAAUGUUAAUGGAUAUCGAAAUAUAAUGGGCAUACAAUUGUGCCAAUAUAUUAAUCCAUAUACAUGUACAUGUAGACGACGAUUGUCAUGGCAGGGUUUUCUUAUUAAAUCCUAUAAGAGAUACAUUUUAAUUGAUUGUUUUAAAUAAUUGAUUCUCAAUGGCAUACCGAGUCGUGGUGGUCACGAUUGAUUAAUUCGCGCCUUCUAUAUUGGUCACUCGGUAAAUUUAGGGUCCAAAUGAAAAUGUGACAUUUUUCCUGUCCUAUAGCUGUUACUUUGGUAUUUUGAAUGCCAUUCAACUAUGAGACGACUGCAUUGAGGAGCGCAUUAGAAUUAUAAAAUCAUCGACGUCAAUGUAAAAGGGGCAGGAAAAAAGUGGACCCCAAAUUUAUAGAGUGGCACAUUAAGGGUAUUAAACGUGAACCGGUGAAAGCAGCAUAAGUGCACACUGAUGAAACUUUCGGUGCGUGCUCUAGUAAACGUGUUCACACCGUCGAUCGUGGACGUCCUAUUGUCCCUCUUUUGUUUGUACUCUUAACUUUUUAGGAAGACUCCCAUAUGUCUUGUACACGACCCCAAUCGCGGACCUCAGUUGCUGGGAAUCGUGGACGAUAUUAUUCUCUUUUGUUCUCUGGAAUUUUUCGUCCACGGUUUGAAUAGAUGAACACGCCCGCUGUGACAGAUUGUAUCAUUGAAAGCACAUUGUCACUUUGUGUCUAGGAUGCCUAUUAUAACUACAUUGUAUUAAAUGCAUGCCCUCCGAUGUUACGUCAACUGCAUGCGGUCUAUAGCUUCAUGCAACAUCAAAAAAUGUGUAUAGGCCUACAGUAAACGGUUUAUUUAUGAUGAUGUUCAAGUUGGUGUCAAAAUUUCAGUGAGAAGUAAUAAACUUUGCAGAUACUCUU
Messenger RNA from Patiria miniata (bat star), 2549 nucleotides. Its product is annotated as cysteine and glycine-rich protein 1-like. The coding region runs from base 201 to 674 and encodes 157 amino acids. Gene Ontology annotation, molecular function: structural constituent of muscle; actinin binding. The transcript has 5 exons. The record is from RefSeq and is a predicted model, not a curated record. Gene Ontology annotation, biological process: sarcomere organization; muscle tissue development. Lineage: Eukaryota; Metazoa; Echinodermata; Asteroidea; Valvatida; Asterinidae. Gene Ontology annotation, cellular component: Z disc; cytoplasm; nucleus.